This is a messenger RNA of Bipolaris zeicola 26-R-13, 324 nucleotides long. RefSeq lists its product as uncharacterized. The transcript is spliced from 2 exons. The record is from RefSeq and is a predicted model, not a curated record. Lineage: Eukaryota; Fungi; Ascomycota; Dothideomycetes; Pleosporales; Pleosporaceae. Bases 1 to 324 code for a protein of 107 amino acids. Gene Ontology annotation, cellular component: NatC complex.
AUGGACAACGAGCAAGCCACCUUUUGGCUGAGCCAGUUCAUUGGAAAGAACCUGCGCAUACACGCGAGCGAUGGCCGCGUCUUCGGGGGUCAAAUGAAAUGCACGGACAAGGACCGCAACAUUAUUCUCGCGCUGGCACAUGAGUACCGGGCUCCUUCGGCAGAGGCCAUUCGCAAGGCUGUUGAAGAGUCGGGUAACCAAUCUGCGUCUGUGGCCUGGAACAGCCGCUUUGUUGGACUAAUUGUUGUGCCGGGGCAGCAUAUCAAGAAAAUUGAAUUCGAGGAGAAUAUGCUGCCGGGACAGAAGAGUACGGUGGUUUUAUGA